Messenger RNA from Phaeoacremonium minimum UCRPA7, 1377 nucleotides. Its product is annotated as putative nonspecific lipid-transfer mitochondrial precursor protein. Gene Ontology annotation, molecular function: acyltransferase activity, transferring groups other than amino-acyl groups. The record is from RefSeq and is a predicted model, not a curated record. NCBI's taxonomy places the organism in Eukaryota, Fungi, Ascomycota, Sordariomycetes, Togniniales, Togniniaceae. The coding region runs from base 1 to 1377 and encodes 458 amino acids. The transcript is spliced from 2 exons.
AUGACGCCUAAGCAGCGGCAGCCGUGCUACGUGCUCGGCGUGGGCAUGACCAAAUUCAUCAAGCCGCGCGGCAAGGUCGACUAUACGGAACUGGGAUUCGAGGCUGGUGUCAAGGCGAUGCUGGAUGCACAGAUCAACUACGACGACGUCGAACAGGGCGUUGCUUGCUACUGCUACGGCGAUUCCACAUGCGGCCAGCGUGUCUUCUAUCAGUUCGGCAUGACCCAAAUCCCCAUCUACAAUGUCAACAACAACUGCUCUACUGGCUCGACCGGUCUCUAUAUGGGCCGUACUCUCAUCGCCAACGGUGCUGCUGACUGCGUUCUCGUCGUCGGCUUCGAGAAGAUGAUGCCCGGAAGUCUGCAAACAUUCUUCCAGGACAGAGAGAACCCCACCGGAACGACCACGAUGAUGAUGGCUGAAACGAGAGGAUUGACCAAGGCUCCUGGUGCCGCACAGAUGUUUGGCAAUGCCGGUCGGGAAUACAUCGAGAAGUACGGUGCUAAGCCCGAGGACUUCGGAGAGAUUGCUCGGAUAAACCAUGCACACUCUGUCAAGAACCCGUACUCUCAGUUCCACGACGUUUACACACUUGAGCAAAUCAUGAACGCACCCAAGAUUCACGAGCCACUCACCAAGUUGCAAUGCUGCCCGACUUCGGAUGGUGGUGCCGCUGCUGUGCUCGUCUCGCAAGCCUUCCUUGACGCGAGACCGCACUUGAAGGACCAAGCUAUCCUCAUCGCCGGCCAGUGCCUGGCAACAGACGCUCCAUCUCUCUUCUCACGCAGCGCCAUCGAUUUGAUGGGCUACGAGAUGACACAACACGCCGCCCGCACCGCUCUCGGGGAGGCCGGCAUCACGCCCCAGGACUGCCAAGUGUGCGAGCUGCACGACUGCUUCAGUACAAACGAGAUGGUCGUCAUCGACGCCCUAGAGCUCAGCGAGAAGGGCAAGGCGCACGAGAUGGUGCGCCGCGGCGACAUCACCUAUGGCGGCAAGAUCGUCAUCAACCCCUCGGGCGGACUCAUCUCAAAGGGUCACCCGCUUGGCGCAACCGGCAUUGCUCAGUGCGCCGAGCUGGUCUGGCACCUGCGCGGCUGGGCGAACAACCGCGCCAUCCCGCAUACCAAGCAUGCACUUCAGCACAAUCUAGGUCUGGGCGGUGCUGCUGUGGUGACGGUGUACAAGAGAGCAGAUGGCAAGGAGGCGCCUGUGGUGGACUCGGCGACGGUGGGCAAGAUCAACAAGCUAGGCUACAACCCGGCCGUGGAGGCCAAAGGUUUUACAGCGGCACACGCAAAGGCCGUAAGAAGUAAGAGCAGGUCAAGUGACUGGGCGCUGCAAGAUACCGAGAAGAAGGUCGAGGCGAGGUUUUGA